Messenger RNA from Pipistrellus nathusii (Nathusius's pipistrelle), 1272 nucleotides. The record is from the annotation of a GenBank genome assembly. NCBI's taxonomy places the organism in Eukaryota, Metazoa, Chordata, Mammalia, Chiroptera, Vespertilionidae.
AUGCGCGCCCCGGGCUGCGGGCGCCUGGCGCUGCCGCUGCUGCUCCUCGCGGCGGCCGCCUGGGCCCAGAGCGACGCCAAGGGGCUCCGGGAGGGCGAGACCCCCGGCAACUUCAUGGAGGACGAGCAAUGGCUGUCGUCCAUCUCGCAGUACAGCGGCAAGAUCAAGGACUGGAACCGCUUCCGAGACGACGAUUACAUCAAGAGCUGGGAGGACAGUCAGCAAGGAGAUGAAGCCCUGGACACCACCAAGGACCCCUGCCAGAAGGUCAAGUGCAGCCGCCACAAGGUGUGCGUCGCCCAGGGUUUCCAGCGGGCCAUGUGCAUCAGCCGCAAGAAGCUGGAGCACAGGAUCAAGCAGCCUGCCCUGAAACUCCAUGCAAACAAAGAGACCGCCUGCAAGCCCUGCCACAUGGCCCAGCUGGCCUCCGUCUGCGGCUCUGACGGCCACACGUACAGCUCCGUGUGUAAGCUGGAGCAGCAGGCCUGCCUGAGCAGCAAGCAGCUGGCGGUGAGAUGCGAGGGCCCCUGCCCCUGCCCCACGGAGCAGGCUGCCAGCUCCACCACGGAUGGCAAAGCAGAGACCUGCACGGGCCAGGACCUGGCCGACCUGGGGGAUCGCCUGCGGGACUGGUUCCAGCUCCUCCACGAGAACGCCAAGCAGAACAGCUCAGCCAGCGGCGGAGGCGGCCCGGCCGGCGGCCUGGACAAGGUCCUGGGGGCCAGCUGUAAGGACUCCAUCGGCUGGAUGUUCUCCAAACUGGACACCAGCGCUGACCUCUUCCUGGACCAGAUGGAGCUGGCGGCCAUCAACCUGGACAAGUACGAGGUCUGCAUCCGCCCUUUCUUCAACUCCUGCGACACCUACAAGGACGGCCAUGUCUCCACCGCCGAGUGGUGCCUCUGCUUCUGGCGGGAAAAGCCCCCCUGCCUGGCGGAGCUGGAGCGCAUCCAGAUCCAGGAGGCCGCCAAGAAGAAGCCAGGGGUCUUCAUCCCGAGCUGCGACGAGGACGGCUACUACCGCAAGAUGCAGUGCGAGCGGAGCGGCGGCGACUGCUGGUGCGUGGACCCGCUGGGCCAGGAGCUGAGCGGCACCCGCACGCGCGGCAGCCCCGACUGCGACGACGUGGUGGGCUUCUCGGGGGACUUUGGGAGCGGCGUCGGCUGGGAGGACGAGGAGGAGAAGGAGCCGGAGGAGGCCGGCGAGGAGGCGGAGGCCGAGGAGGAGGAGGGCGAGGCGGGCGAGGCGGACGACGGAGGCUACAUCUGGUAG